Fraxinus pennsylvanica is the source of this 2883-nucleotide messenger RNA. The record is from the annotation of a GenBank genome assembly. Lineage: Eukaryota; Viridiplantae; Streptophyta; Magnoliopsida; Lamiales; Oleaceae.
AUGUUGGACAAUGGCUUUGAUGCAGGAAAAAUGCGGGACAACAGUUUUGACAAUAGAGAAGAAGAUUCUUCUAAUUGCAGUAGUGAUGAGGUCAAAGUUGACCCCAGUAGGCCUCCAUCCCUAGCUUGGAAACGAAAACUUAAUAACGAGGAGCAAAACCUUUCUGAAUUUGGUCUGACUUUGAGAGAAAAAAUCACUCUGGCUCCAAUAGGUUAUAGGCUGUGGAGGUAUCUCAGAGAGGAAAAAAUCAGAGGAAAGAACUGUUUUCUAGAUCCUUUUACGAAGCGCCAUACAACAUCUUGCCAUGGGAUUCCAAUAGGUGGUAUUGGAGCAGGAAGUAUCGGGAGAAGUUUAAAAGGCGAAUUUAUGCGUUGGCAACUAUUCCCUAGAAUAUGUGAAGAGAAACCGGUCUUGGCAAACCAAUUUUCUAUAUUUGUUUCACAUCCAAAUGGGGAAAAGUAUUCUACUGUGCUAUGUCCAAAGAGUCUGGAAGUGUUAAAUGAUAGUUCAGCUUCUGGGAUAGGAUCUUGGGACUGGAAUCUGGGUGGACAAAGUUCCACAUACCAUGCAUUAUUCCCGAGGGCUUGGACUGUAUAUGAUGGAGAACCUGAUCCAGCACUUAAAAUAGUAUGUCGUCAAAUUUCUCCUGUUAUUCCCCAUAAUUACAAAGAGAGCAGCUUCCCUGUGGCAGUAUUUACUUACACGUUGUCUAAUUUGGGAAAGACAGCCGCAGAUGUCACUUUGCUUUUCACAUGGGCGAAUUCUGUUGGUGGGGAUUCUGGAUUUUCUGGUAACCAUUUCAACUCAAAAUUUGGCAUGGAGGAUGGCGUUCGUGGAGUUCUCUUGCACCAUAUGACUGCAAAUGGGCAGCCCUCAGUAACUUUUGCAAUUGCAGCAGAAGAAACCGAUGUAGUUCGUGUUAGUGAGUGCCCCUGUUUUAUAAUAUCUGGAAACUCCCAGGGCAACUCUGCAAGAGAAAUGUGGCAUGAAAUAAAAGAGCAUGGAUCCUUUGACCGCCUGAAUUCUGAAGAAAUGUCAGUCCCCUCUGAACCGGGUUCACUCAUUGGAGCGGCCAUUGCAUGUUCUCUGACUAUUCCAGCAGAUACGGUACGAACAGUUUCAUUUUCCUUGGCAUGGGCCUGCCCAGAAAUAAACUUUCCGGGUGGAAGAAUUUAUCACAGGAGAUACACCAAAUUCUAUGGUACUCUUGGUAACUCGGCAUCAAAAAUUGCACAUGAUGCUAUUCAUGAGCAUCAAAACUGGGAGUCACAAAUCGAAGCAUGGCAAAGACCUAUUCUUGAAGACAAGGGACUUCCUGAAUGGUACCCACCCACUCUUUUCAAUGAGCUUUACUACCUUAAUUCGGGGGGAACAAUAUGGACAGAUGGAUCUCCACCAAUACAUAGUAUAUCACACAUUGGAGAAAGAAAGUUUUCCCUUGACAGAUCCAAUUCUUGUAUUAGAAUUAGAAACAAUCCAUUCCAGCAAAAUGACACUGCUAUUGAGAUUCUUGAAAGGAUGGCUUCAACGCUUGAGGAGAUUCAAACUCCCAUAUCAACGCCUUCUGCAUUGGGAACGAAGCUACUGCAGAAAGGAGAGGAAAAUGUGGGUCAAUUUCUCUAUCUUGAAGGGAUUGAAUAUCACAUGUGUAACACAUAUGAUGUCCAUUUCUAUGCAUCAUUUGCCUUGAUUAUGUUAUUCCCAAAACUCGAACUUAGCAUACAAAGAGACUUUGCAGCCGCGGUUAUGAUGCAUGAUCCCAGUAAGAUGUCACUUCUACAAGAUGGAACUUAUGUCCAGAGAAAGGUUCUUGGUGCCGUUCCUCACGAUAUUGGAAUGAAUGAUCCGUGGUUUCAAGUAAAUUUCUAUAAUUUGCACAAUACAGAUAGGUGGAAAGACUUAAAUCCAAAAUUUGUGCUACAAGUUUACAGAGAUGUGGUUGCCACUGGGGAUAAAAACUUUGCAAAAGCCGUAUGGCCAUCUGUUUAUGUUGCAAUGGCUUAUAUGGACCAGUUUGAUAAAGAUGGCGAUGGAAUGAUAGAAAAUGAAGGGUUUCCAGACCAGACGUAUGAUACAUGGUCUGUAUCUGGUGUGAGUGCAUAUUGUGGUGGGCUGUGGGUUGCAGCCUUGCAGGCUACUUCAGCCCUUGCUCGUGAAGUUGGAGAUACGGAAUCUGAGGAUUAUUUUUGGUUUAAGUUUUUGAAAGCAAAAAAGGUGUAUGAUGUAAAGUUAUGGAAUGGCUCUUAUUUUAACUACGAUAAUAGUGGUAGUUCUACAAGCUCAUCCAUUCAAGCUGAUCAAUUGGCUGGACAAUGGUAUGCUCGAGCUUGUGGCCUUUUACCCAUUGUAGAUGAAGAAAAAGCAAAAAUGGCACUCGAAAAGGUUUAUGAUUUCAAUGUGAUGAAGAUAAAGGAUGGGAGGCGAGGGGCAGCAAAUGGGAUGCUGCCAAGUGGGGAACCCGAUAUGUGUACCAUGCAAUCGAGGGAAAUAUGGAGCGGGGUUACAUAUGCUGUUGCCGCAGCCAUGAUUCAUGAAAACAUGGUUGAAACGGCAUUUAACACUGCCGUUGGCAUAUACGAGGUUGCUUGGUCUGAAGAAGGUCAAGGCUACGGUUUCCAGACGCCGGAGGCCUGGAACUUAGAUGGGCACUACAGAUCUCUUUGUUACAUGCGGCCACUGGCAAUAUGGGCAAUGCAAUGGGCACUGACACAGCCAAAGAUCUCUAAGCAGAAGACGAGGCCAGAAAUCAAGGAAGAAUCCUUGCUUAGGCAACACGACGGAUUUUCAAGAGUGGCCCGUCUACUAAAGUUGUCUGAUGAAGUUGAUUCCAGGAGUGUUUUCCAGAUUAUAUUUGAUUAUACCUGUAAAAGGAUGUUAGAAUGA